UUAGACAACGCAUUAUCUUUCUUUAGCUUUCCUGUCUGGAGGAAGAAUCAAGGAAGCUAUGUGUCGGAUGUUACAAAAAGACGCCGGCUGUCGUGGAUUUCAGCCGUAAGACGAAAAGACAUCAACUUUUCAAGCAUCCCAAGAUCGUUAAAAGUGUGUUCCAGACAUUUUUAUUCAGGGAAACCAUCUUAUGAAAUGGAUGAGUCAAAUCCUGACUGGGCUCCAACACUGCACCUGGGACACUCUGAAGUGCGUGCUACCGAGUCAGACCGGUAUUCUCGUCGAUUACAACGACAACAAAUGACCGUGCCAGUAGCAGGAAACGACGGUGAAUCCCAAAUGCAGAGAGAAACCACUGCAGAACCGGUGGGAUCAGCACAUGAAAAGGAAGGUGGUGACCAGGCAGAGGCAGAAGUGGCAGCAGAUGCUGCAGGUGGGAGCUGUAGAAGAUGAGUGUGGAGAAUGGGCAGAUGUGAAAGCCGCAGAGGAUGAGGAUGAGGAAGGUGAAAACCAGGCAGAAGUUGACAUGCCAGUUAAGAGACAAAGAAGAGAAUGUCAGUUCUGUGAGCGCAACAGUGCAGAAGUUAACCGUCUGUUGCAGGAGAACAGGGAGCUUAGGUGUGAGCUGAACAAGAGAAAGAUGGAUGAGGACUUCUUAAAGGGUGACACAAAUAAGGUCAGGUACUACACAGGAAUUCCAUGCUUUGCAAUUUUAUUGUCUUUGUUCACCACUGUUAAGGCUUUCCUGCCAGUUACCAAAAAGUUGUCAUCCUUUCAAAUGCUUUUGUUGACACUCAUACGUCUGAGGCUUGAUCUUCCUGUACAGCACCUUGCCCAUCUCUUCCAUGUGUCACGUAAUACUCUUUCUACUGCCUUUACUGACACCAUAGAUGUUUUAAAUGCACGGCUUAAUCCAUUGGUGUGCUGGCCAGAGAGGCAUUGCUUACAAGCUACAAUGCCGCAUCAAUUUUUGGAAGCUUUUGGGAAACGUGUUGCUAUUAUAGUCGACUGCUUUGAAAUACGCACAGAAAGGCCAUCAAAUCUAAAGGCACGGGCACAGGCCUUUUCUCAUUACAAAGGUACACACACCAUGAAAUACCUCAUUGGUAUUACACCACAAGGUGCCAUAUCAUUUAUUUCCAAGGGAUGGGGUGGGCGUGCCUCUGACAAGCACAUAACUGAGAACUGUGGCCUUCUCAACAAACUGUUACCUGGUGACUUAGUGCUAGCUGAUCGGGGCUUUGAUAUCAAGGAUAGUGUGGGGAUGAUGUGUGCAGAGGUCAAAGUUCCUGCGUUCACUAAAGGAAGAUGUCAACUUGACGCUAAGGAUGUGGAAAAUACACGUGCAAUAGCACACCUGAGGAUUCACGUUGAAAGGGUGAUUGGCAGUUUGCGCAACAAGUACACAAUGUUACAUAAGAGAAUACCAAUUAGUUUGUUACUGCCAUGUGAGGGGGAGGAGAUGACACUUCUUGACAAGAUAGUGAAUGUUUGCUGUAUACUUCUUAACAUGUGUCCCAGUGUGGUUGCGAAACCAGAUGAAAAUGAAAGAUGUGCAUGUUAAAACGGUUUCAUUGUAAUGUUGUAAAUAUGUAUAUUACUGUUGUAGACAUAUAUUCAUUUUGAUGACAUGUUUGUAUACUUAAAUAGUUCUAUUGAAAACAGAUGACACAAUAAGAAUUUCUAGAAAAAUUUGCAUGUUAAAAGUGUUUAAUUCUAAUGUUGUAAAUAUGUAUAUUACUGUUGUAGACAUAUAUUAGUUUUGAUGACAUGUGUAUACUUAAAUUCUACUAUUAAAAACAGAUGACGCAAUAUGAAUUUUAGAAAUAAACUGGUUUAAUAAAAAUGAAAUUUGCAAGUACAAAAACAACUUGAAUUUUUUCAGCAAUAAAUGUAAACAUCUUCAGAAACUGCAAAUAUAUAUCUAUUAUAUAAAGUGCAAUCAUGUUGAGAUCAAACUUAUAUCAUAUACAGUGCAAUCAUGUUGAGAACAAACUUCAUAUAUAUCUUGUAU
This is a messenger RNA of Carassius auratus (goldfish), 2014 nucleotides long. RefSeq lists its product as uncharacterized. The transcript is spliced from 2 exons. NCBI's taxonomy places the organism in Eukaryota, Metazoa, Chordata, Actinopteri, Cypriniformes, Cyprinidae. The record is from RefSeq and is a predicted model, not a curated record. Bases 380 to 1564 code for a protein of 394 amino acids.